Messenger RNA from Peromyscus maniculatus bairdii (prairie deer mouse), 877 nucleotides. NCBI's taxonomy places the organism in Eukaryota, Metazoa, Chordata, Mammalia, Rodentia, Cricetidae. The record is from RefSeq and is a predicted model, not a curated record.
AGAGUCAGGCGCCUGGUUAGAGCAGUUCCUCUUCCUCAGGGGCUUCCUCAUGAUCACAAGCAGACCCCAGUCUUCACAGGCCACAAGUUUUGUGUCUGUGUGUGUUUGGAAAAGAGGCUGAUCUUCUGUAAACUUGUGGCAACUGGAAGAUGCCAUGACCCCCCUUUUUACAGGUCUACUCUAUCUUGGACUGAGUCUGGACCUCAGGAUCACAGUAUUGGCAGGGGCUCUCUCUAAACCUACACUCCGGGCAGUGCCAAGAAAUAUGGUAGGCAUUGGGAACCAGGUGACAUUCUACUGUGAAGGACCUUUAGAGGCCAAGGAAUAUGUUCUCUACAAAGAAGGAAGUCCGGAUUCCCCAAUACCAACAACCCUAGAAACUGAAAAUAAAGCCACAUUCUCCAUCUCAUCGGUUGACUGGUACCAUGCAGGCCGAUAUUGGUGUGAAUAUAAAAGCAAUAAUGGUAUGUCAGAAAGAAGUGACUUCCUGGAGCUGGUGGUGACAGGAUGGUACUCAAGCAAAGUCACCUUGUCUGCCAUUUCCAGUGCUGUGGUGACCUCAGGAGGGCAUGUGACCCUUCAGUGUGUCUCACAACAGGCCUAUAACAUGUUUAUUCUAAUGAAGGAAGAUGAGAAGUUCUCUAAGCCUUUGCCCUCACAGAAUAUACACCCUGAGAUAUUUGGAGCCCUGUUCACUGUGGGUCCUGUGACCCCAAACAAGACAUGGAGAUUCACAUGCUAUGGCUAUGAUUUGAGCACCCCUCAGGCGUGGUCAUUGCCCAGUAACCACCUAGAGCUCCUGGUCUUAGGUAAGGAAGUGCAGAACUUUCUUUUCCAUGAUAUUGUAACUGAUACAGGAUCACAGGAAAGGCCAUGA